Abrus precatorius (Indian licorice) is the source of this 878-nucleotide messenger RNA. Its product is annotated as 17.5 kDa class I heat shock protein-like. Bases 81 to 530 code for a protein of 149 amino acids. Gene Ontology annotation, biological process: protein folding; response to hydrogen peroxide; protein complex oligomerization. The record is from RefSeq and is a predicted model, not a curated record. Lineage: Eukaryota; Viridiplantae; Streptophyta; Magnoliopsida; Fabales; Fabaceae. The transcript has a single exon.
CAGAAGAAAGGGUCAUCUGAUAACAAUUCACGUAACAUUCUCUCUACCGUUCCAAACACCAUCUAAGUUAGGAAGAGAAAAUGUCACUGAUCCCAAGUUUCUUCGGUAACAGAAGGACCAACGUUUUCGAUCCUUUCUCUCUUGAAAUAUGGGAACCCUUCAAGGAUCUUUCUCUUUCUGCUGAAAAUUCAGGUUUUGUGAGCACACGGGUGGAUUGGAAGGAGACCCCAGAAGAACACGUGUUGAAGGCUGAUAUUCCUGGGCUGAAGAAGGAGGAAGUGAAGGUGGAGAUUGAAGAUGACAAGGUUCUUCAGAUUAGUGGAGAGAGGAACAUUGAGAAAGAAGAUAAGAAUGAUAAGUGGCAUCGUGUUGAACGUAGUAGUGGCAAGUUCUUGAGGAAGUUCAGAUUGCCACAGAAUGUCAAAGUGGAUCAAGUGAAGGCUUCUAUGGAAAAUGGGGUUCUCACUGUCACUAUUCCUAAGGAAGAGAUUAAGAAGCCUGAUGUUAAGCCAAUCCAAAUCUCUGCUUGAAUUGUACGGUGUUGUGCAGCUUGUGCUUGUAAUUUGCGUGCUUUAAUUUGCUUUGUUGUAUUAUAGAGCAUCUUAUUUGUGGUUUAAGAUAUCAUCUAUGUAAAUUGUAAAUGAUAAAGCAAGUAUUUGGUUUUCUGGUUGUGACAUUCAUGUGAAUAAAGAAAUCCUUGUCUUUAGAAAAAUUUACUUUGUUUCAAGUGUUUGUCUGUAUGUGAUGUAGCCAUGGAAGAGAUCAUGCAAUGUGAGUUGUCGUAAGUAAAUCGUGAUCAACUUCUUUCUCUCCCAUCUAUUUGUUUUCUUUUUCACCUUCAUAUUUGGUUCAAACUAUAAUGUAAAUCGUGAUAAAGU